Molecule: messenger RNA, 3196 nt
Organism: Canis lupus familiaris (dog)
Lineage: Eukaryota; Metazoa; Chordata; Mammalia; Carnivora; Canidae
Gene: HEXA
Product: hexosaminidase subunit alpha
Exons: 14
Coding region: 304-1719 (471 amino acids)
Biological process (GO): carbohydrate metabolic process; ganglioside catabolic process; glycosaminoglycan metabolic process
Cellular component (GO): membrane
Molecular function (GO): beta-N-acetylhexosaminidase activity
Source: RefSeq, a predicted model, not a curated record
GGAGCCGCCUGCUGGAGCCAGGACUUCCCCGGGAUCCUGCCCCCGGGCGCUGUGCCGCCAAGAAUCCCUGCUGCGGGACUGUAGUUCAACCAGGAUGUCCAAUUGCCGCGAAUUCCGUGCCGGGAGACCUCGAAGGGGAUCCCCCUGCCCGUGCGCAGGUGUCGCAGGGCCCCGCUGAGGCUGCGACCGGGGGCGGCUAGAGGACACCAGGGCGGACAGCGAACACUGCAAGACGAGACAUUACAAGUGACGUGACCCACGCAGAGUUACACAAGCGUGUCUGACACGUGGCGUGUCCAGUAAAUGCCUAAAACUGAGAGAGAAAUCCGAGAAGGCUGCCGUAGGAGAAUGGAUUCUGGAGCAGCCGCUUCAAGUGGGGGUGGAAAACUGCAUGCACUGGAAAAGAAUUCAUUGGUUGUCCUUGUGGUCACUCCAGGAUGUAACCAGCUUCCUUCUUUGGAGUCACUGGAAAAUUACACUCUGACCAUAAAUGAUGAUCAUUGUUUCCUCCUGUCUGAGACUGUCUGGGGAGCUCUCCGAGGUCUGGAGACUUUUAGCCAACUUGUUUGGAGAUCUCCGGAGGGCAUGUUCCUUAUCAACAAGACCGAGAUUGAAGAUUUCCCCCGCUUCUCCCACCGGGGGUUGUUGUUGGAUACGUCUCGCCAUUACCUGCCACUGACUACCAUCAUGGACACUCUGGACGCCAUGGCAUACAAUAAAUUCAAUGUGUUCCACUGGCAUCUGGUUGAUGACUCUUCCUUCCCAUAUGACAGCUACACUUUUCCAGAGCUCACCAGAAAGGGAUCCUACAAUCCUGCCACCCAUAUCUACACAGCACAGGAUGUAAAGAUGGUGAUUGAAUAUGCACGGCUUCGGGGUAUCCGUGUGUUGGCAGAGUUUGACACUCCUGGCCACACUCUGUCCUGGGGACCAGGUGUCCCUGGAUUAUUGACUCCUUGCUACUCUGGGUCUCAUCCUUCUGGCACCUUUGGACCAGUGAAUCCCAUUCUCAACAGUACCUAUGAAUUCAUGAGCUCGUUUUUCUUGGAGGUCAGCUCUGUCUUUCCAGAUUUUUAUCUUCACCUUGGAGGAGAUGAGGUUGAUUUCACCUGCUGGAAGUCCAACCCAGAUAUCCAGAACUUUAUGAAGGAAAAAGGCUUUGGCAGUGACUUUAAGCAGCUGGAGUCCUACUACAUCCAGACGCUGCUGAACAUCGUCUCUGCCUAUGACAAGGGCUAUGUGGUGUGGCAGGAAGUGUUUGAUAAUAAAGUAAAGGUUCGGCCGGAUACAAUCAUUCAGGUAUGGCGAGAAGAGAUGCCAGUACACUAUGUGAAGGAGAUGGAGCUGAUCACCAAAGCUGGCUUCCGUGCCCUGCUCUCUGCCCCCUGGUACCUGAAUCACAUAACUUAUGGCCCUGACUGGAGUGAAAUCUACAUGGUGGAGCCCCUGGAAUUUAAAGGAAGUCCUCAGCAGAAGGCUCUAGUGAUUGGUGGAGAGGCCUGUAUGUGGGGAGAGUAUGUGGACAGCACAAAUCUGGCCCCCAGACUCUGGCCCAGAGCAGGGGCUGUGGCUGAGAGGCUGUGGAGCAACAAGUUGGUGACUAACCUGGACUCUGCCUUUAAACGUUUGACACAAUUCCGCUGUGAGCUACUAAGGCGAGGUGUCCAGGCCCAGCCCCUCAAUGUAGGCUACUGUGAACAGGAGUUUGAACAAACCUGAGCAAGCAGCCCCAGGCACUGAGGAGGGUGCUGGCCCUAGGAGAGCAGUAAUGGGGCCAGGCUUCCACUGCAUCCCGCCCGGGGGACGGAGCCCCUUGCUCACGUGCCCCUGUCCAUGGAGAGAAGGGGGCCAGUGUUGGCACUAGCAUCCAAUAAAGAGUGAUGUGGCAUAUUUCCAUAAUGAACAUGGAUUACCUGUGUGAGAGAAAUGUGAAUGGCCCUGGGGUAGGGAGCUACCUGCACUGGCCUUCUGCUCCUGAGAGCGAUAGGGCACAGCAGCCCCGGGCGCCAGGCUGGCCUCAGUGUCUGCCCCUGGACUGGGAAUGAGACCCUGUGCAGCCUGUGAGUUCUGUGAUGCUUCUCCCGCCCCCAGCACGCAGUCUAAACACACAACCUCAUCCUCAGUCUGCUCACUUCCCUGUGAGUGUAGAGGUCCCAUAGACCUCCAAGGCUUCUGUGUAUGGAAGAAGGCAUUAGAGUGGCCCAAGGAAGUUCUGGGGAGCAGCAAGGGCUCCAGACCCAAGCUAGUUACGGAGCAGCCCUCCCCCAUGCAUCCUUACACACUUCCUUCCUCUAGAACUUUUUUUUUUUCCUUUGGGUUUGGGUUUCUUGUUAAUUCAGUUUCAUGCAAUCAUUAUUUUAAUAUUAUUGAACAUAUGUUGUGGUCUUGACACUAUGGUAGGUGCUGCGUUUGAAGGACUUGGUCCCCAGAGACUGUAGUCCACUUCCCAGUAUCCAGCAACUUCCACCCACCUCCGCCCACCCAUUGGCAGCCCAGUAGCAUCUUCUCAAAGAAUUGAUGGCACAGCUGAAGCCAGGAGGAAAGCCCCUGAGGGCCAGGAGGUGGCCGUGUGGCUCUGAAAGAGGUCUUUGCCCAUGUGGCCAGGUUUGCCUGAGAGGAAAUGGCUCCUUGUUUGGCCAGACCGCCCCUUGGUGCUUUCCUGUUCAGAAGCAGCGACUCAAUCCAGAGGCUGAGGUCAUGUAGCAACUGUUUUAGAUGAGGAUUUCUUUGACCCUUAUUUAAUUCUUUCACCUGGUCCUGGGCUGAAAGGGCAGUGGGGUCUCAGGCAUUUCUUUCAGGUUUCCAGUGUGGUAGAUACAGAAAUUUGAGGAAGGCAGGCUGAGAGGGGAUCUGAGUAGUCUGGUCCUUAGACAGCACCUUUAGUCUCUUCUCAUGCUCCCUCGGGGACCUGAGUGGAGGUGCACCAGGCGGGCCUUCCUGUGCUGCUUUUACAGGAACGGGGGGGGGUUAGAAUCCUCCUGGGGACGAGGUCUCCACACAGCCCAGGUUAGCCACGCCCAGGGCUCUGGUGUAGAGAGGCCCAGGCUAAGCCUCUAGCAUUUGCACCACCAAAGGAACCCCCUACCUGGGACCCUGAAAUGCUGCUUGCUUCAAACGCCCCUGCUUUCUUAACUAAUCAUAACUAACUAAUAUCAUUACUUUGGAGAUAAUGUUAAAUAAAAAAAUCAGACACUUA